AUGUCUCGCAGCCAGCAGCGGGGUGGCGAGGGGGGAACGAGCACGAGUGGACCGCCGCCAGCAUCGAGCAGCCGGUACCAUCGGUCCUCGAUACGAUCACAGAAGGGACCGGGCCUAGGCUCGUCAUCGACUCGAGUGCAAGUAGUUGGAGAACGCGGAUAUGAUUCGGAGAUACCCAGAGAACUUGGGGGCCUGCCCUCUCUGGCUGCUGGUUACCACACCGAGGGCCAGCCGUCUACUACCACCACCACCAAGCGCGCCUCCAAAGAGCUCCUCCGCAACGUCGUCGAUCCCCGCCGCAACGGCAGACUCUCCAGCAUGCCAUCGCAGCAUCCGCACCCCCAUCUUCGACACGACAUGCCAGACGACCAGCUCGCCAGCAGCACCCGCCGUGUCCGCAGAGACAAGGACAGAGACAGCCGCCGUCACCGCGAACGGGACCCCGUAGAGAACCAGGUCCCGCCGUCCGUAUGGAUGAACCAGAUCCAGGCCACCGCCGCAGACCCCAAGCGAGCACGCAGGACAUCCGGCUCACGCACCCGCCACGAAGAGCCCCAGCAGCACGACCCCAGAGCAUUCCCGCUCCCCCCAAAUCAAGAACAUCACCGACAUCCUCAUUAUCAGUCUCCGCCGUAUCCCUAUCCACAUCACCCCCGAAAUGGCAAUCCUCCUCCGACCCAUGACUUUUACCGCCCCAACGAUCCCGGCCCUGAAUACGUCCCCACCACUCCACAGCCAACAAUCCGCGAUACCAUACAACCCCCGGCUGCCCCUUUUACUACUCCUGCCCCUGCUCCCCUUUUGCCCCUCCCCCGGACCAAGGAAGAGCUCCUCAGGUCCGAAGGAAUCUCCCAAGGCUCCCCGUUUACCGGACACCGCCGCCAUCGUUCGGGGCGAGGCGAAGACUUUGCAGCUGGCAGCGGAGCAUUUGCCGAUGCCACCAACCAUACACGCCCCUCGCUCAGGCACCAAACCUCUCGCUCAGAAGACCUGCGCAAACUUGGUCAAGGCCUGCCCCAGCUCGAAUCCGAGGACCAUCUUGCUCACCAAUUGGCCCGACCUGUUCACGUCGGACGCUCCGCCUCGGAAAAUGUCGUUCCUCAGGUCCCCCAGCUCGCCACCCCGGGCAUGUACAAUGCAGGACUGGCCGUUACUCCGGGUACGUCCAAAGGACUCAACAUGACCCCGCAGCUCCAGGAAUCCUUUGCAGAAUCGGCUAAUGCCAGUCGUGCGCCCGUAAAUGCUGCCAUGGCCAGCGCCGCUAUUGCCAAUGUCAGCACAGAUUCAGACUCGGCAAGGGGCGAGCGAGACAAGAAGCGACGCACACGAAGGUCUAAGCAAGUCGAUGCUGCUGAUUUGCAAGCCCUCUUACCGAAAGAUCCUACCCCACCACCCGUCGUUCAGCCCCCAUUCAGGAGACAAAGAACCGUAUCUGGACGUAGCAUCACUGCCCAGCCUACGCCCCCGCCACCCGCACUCCCGACUGAACCGGAACGGGACCCCGCAGAUGAUAUGGUUGUGUAUCACCGGACCCCCGAACCGGCCAUGAUCGAUCCGGCCCGUGCGCCUCCCCUCGUGGUCCGCCCCGACGCCUUUCGGGUGGCCGGAGACUCACUCCCGCAAGGGCUGGCCAUAUUCGCUUCCCGCCCGGAAAUGACAUCCUCUGGGAUUGCGCCGCUUGCAGGCCUACGCACCGAGAUGACACAAGUCCCAGGUCCUCGUGGUGAUAUGACCAACGAAAUCUCGCGUGGGGCCGAGACCUUGCGCGCCGGCGAGCCCGUCUCCUCUGUCCCCGCGUUAUUGCCCGCAGCACGGCGCGCGUCGAUUCUCGACGAGGAGCGAUCGAGAAAGUAUUCGGCUGCUGGGACCGAGGGCGGUGUUUCUGCCGGCGGGACCGGCUCGCAGGCCGUCUGGGGCGACCGAGGAGCAGAGACGUCCGGUGGUCCGAGCCGACGACGUGCCGCCUCCCCAUCAUCAUCAUCACCAGCACCAGCACCGACGCUCGUCGCCCAACCACGCGCGCAAGAGCACCGGUCUGCGCGGGACGCCAUGUCGAUGCGCGAGGCUGUGUCCCCCAUGUCGAAUUACCAGUCGAUCGCGCCGUCGGUGCGGAGCGAGGUUCGGGACGUGAGGGGUGCGAUGAUCGGGAGCGAUGUUGGAUAUAGAGACGCGAGGAGUCCGGAUCCUGGGGCUAUGAUGGGUCAAUCGGGCUCAAAGGGUACCGCGACGGGAUAUCGGGCGGGACUCGCAAACGUCAUUUCUCCCGCAAUUCCCAAGGAUCGUGCGCUUCCUCGAGCUGGGCAGGUUCCCGCCACGCCCAUGACCGCAUCCAAGACCUUUGAGCCUGAGAUUCCGACUCGACCUCGUGUUCCCUCGAACAACAUGCUUGGUUCUUCGCCGCCCGAUCUCCUUGCGCAGCGUGCGACUGUCGAUGCGCAUACGCCUGUUCCUGUUGUCCCUGUCGUCGAUGAAGAAGGGAGGCUUCGCGGUCCGCUUGGUCCCACUGUUGGUGCUGGUGCUGGUGCUGCGUCGACGAUGCCUGCCAGGCCGACUCGAAUGUCAUUUACCGCCCAGCGCCCGGCUCCCCAAACGGCCACCCCGGUUACGUCUCCUCCCCAGACCCACGCUCAGGCUCAGCCGGCUGCAGAGGCUAGUGCGGUCCCCAAGAACGUUCAACAGCAGACCCACGGAAUCGAUGGUUCGAAAGAGUCGUUGGUCGAGACGCUCGGUAGCGCUAAAGCGUCCAAGAGUAAAGGGUGGCUGAGAGGAUGGAAGUCGUCUAACCAGAAGCCUCCUUCGCCUACUCCGCCACCUGGACCUCCUCCCGCACCUUCUGCUUCUGCUUCUUCCGCUCAACCUCGUCAGCGACUUCUCAGUGGGCUCAUGGGUUCCGGGGCGUCCAAGCACAAGCAAAAGCCUUCUGAAUCUAGACCAGCCCAGGAGAAAGAGUCUCGUAUGCAGAGGGUCAUUACGUCCAUUAGAGGCGGACUGGGCCGAAAACCAUCGUCGUCCAAGCUGGGCCAUUUCUCGUCCAAGUCGAUGUCUCGUCUGCCAGCCACGGUACCUGCGCCGCCCGUCGGUGCCUCCCUUGUUCGGUCGGCGAGUACCAAUGCGAACGGGAGGGAAGGAGGGGUGUGGCCCAUGUCGCCUCGUUCCAAAGCCCCGGCUCUGCCUGCUGAACCUCCUGCUCCUGCACCUAUUCCCGCUCCUUCGGUUGCCCCGCCCGCGAAUCCUUCGCCUACGCCUACGCCCGCACCGGUCGCGCCGGCCAUUACGGUCCCGAUCUUAGCCAUCCCGAACUCUGCUACUCCCGCUGCUGUUGUCCCCGCUGCCCCCAAGCCACGUCCCACCGAACCUGAAAAGAGGCCUGUUACAAAGGAUGUUCCUAUUAUCGACAAGUCCCGCGUGCCCAUCUUGAACGGUGCUCCGCCUGCACCCACUACGGCCAAGGCGAGGGCGUACCUUGAUUCCAACGGCCGACCUAUCGAGACACCGCGUGCCGAAAAGCGCUCGAGCGCUCAACCUGCUCCUCCUUCCCUAUCUAACCCACAGCGUCCCAAUUCGCCCCCGUUGGUCAAUCGUCCUGUGGGACGCAUCCCUGUAGCGCAGACCAAGAUAUUCACCAACGACGCGCCGAACCGUUCAGUGGCGCAUCCUCCCACCGCCCCUGGUGCUGCCCCCGUUCCUACCACACCUCACGGAUCGCACCGAACGUUGACCGCAGCGGGCCCCGGAUUUCUUCGUCGCGCGAGAGGGUCCCAGAACCCGGUUUAUGCCACUGACCCCGCGCCUCCGCAUGGCGAAGCUGGGGAUCUUGGGUUGCCGACUCCUGAUGAGACGCCUCGUGCUUCGCCUACUGGUGAGAAUACCUUUGAGGACCGCGCGGUUGCGUUGAAAGAGGAGCAGCGGGAGCGGGAGCGCCGUCCGUCCCAGGAAGAUCCCAAUCGCCGGCGCCAUCGUUCGAAUAAUAUCGUUAUCCCCAGCAAGUACCCCGGCGGCCUCAACCCACACGAGUUGACUCACCGGCUGCAAGUGGAUGUCGAUGCGUACGCACACGGCGGUGUUCUCAAGUUUGGCCAUCGCGAGAAACGGGCUAUUUCAGUGGCUAGCGUGGAAGCCGUGUCUGGUCAAGAGGGCCAUUUCCAGUCCGAGACGUCUUCGAUCCGGUCUUCGACCCCUGGAGCUCAUCAGCUUGCGUUUCCCCAUCGGGACCCCGCCGAAGCGACGCAAAGUUGGGCGAAGCACCAGACGGAAGAGGACGAGAGGGCCGGGGCCGGAGUUGGCGCUCGAGUUGGCCGUUCUGGGAGAGACAGGCGAGAUGGGCGCAAGGUCUCGGGCGUGUUGAAGCGUGAUCGGGGCGGUGUCCGCAAGCCGGGCGUUGCGUUUGAUUUCCCAUCGGGCCCUAUUAUCGAGACGGAUGAGGAUCCACAGGACGCGAGGCAGCAGGCGGAUAUUAAUCUGACUUACGAGUUGGAGAGGAGGCAUAAGCGGUACAAGUAA
Rhizoctonia solani is the source of this 4500-nucleotide messenger RNA. RefSeq names its product proteophosphoglycan 5. Bases 1 to 4500 code for a protein of 1499 amino acids. NCBI's taxonomy places the organism in Eukaryota, Fungi, Basidiomycota, Agaricomycetes, Cantharellales, Ceratobasidiaceae. The record is from RefSeq and is a predicted model, not a curated record. The transcript has 10 exons.